AUGUGGAAAAUUAGAGUUCCUUAUAAAUACAAGAUGCUCCUCUGGAAUCUUGUUAGAGAAAUUCUGCCCGUGGGUUCUAUUCUCAGAAAGAGAAUCCCUUUUUUUGAUCCCAUGUGUAUGAGGUGUGAAUAUCACUUAGAAGACACUGUUCAUGUCUUCGGAGACUGUCCCAACUCUUGUGUCUUUUGGUCUCUUAUUUUCAAACAAUUUGCUUAUUUAAAAAUUGAUCUGCAGAAGUUCUACAAUAGCAACCUCUCAGAUUGGUUAUCUUUUAACCUUGCAAAUGUUUCCACUUGGAGGAUUAUUUUUACAGUUGGUAUUUGGCAUAUUUGGUCUGCUAGAAAUAUGGCAGUUUUUGAGAAGAAAAUGCUUCUUAUCCAAUCUACAUUUAACAAGUUCCUUUUUUAUUAUCACUUCUCUUUGACUUUAACUCAGGGCACCAUAGAUAGGCCUUCCUGUUCUUCCAACAAUUCUUCAAGAAUGUGGGCUCCACCUCAGAAGGGAUACCACAAAUUGAACACUGAUGGUUCAUGGAUCAAUGUUGACAAUGCUGGAGGUAGGGGUGUUAUGAGGUGUGAGAAGGGGAUUUGGGUCUCUGGCUAUGCAAUGAAAUUUAAUGCAAUGACUGUUGCCUCAGCUGAACUCAUGGCUAUCAGGGAGGGGCUUUUGAGAGCUUGGAGCAAAAACAUCAAAUUUCUUGAACUUGAGACAUAUGUUGAUGCACUAACUAAGAUGCUCAAGGAUCCAAAGUCUUUUGAGGAUGGUGAUUUAGGCAAUUUAAUUCGAGAUGUUGCUUCCCUUUUGGAAAGGGAUUGGACUGUUCAGAUUUUCCAUACUAGUAGAUCUGUCAAUUUGGUUGCUGAUAAGCUUGCUUAUAUGGGAAGGACUAAGUUCAAGGCUGGAGAAUGUGUUCCCUUUACAUACCCUCCAGCUGACUGCUUCGACCUCUAUGCUACUGAAAUACCUGAUAUGGUUCCCUAG
Messenger RNA from Chenopodium quinoa (quinoa), 981 nucleotides. RefSeq lists its product as uncharacterized. The record is from RefSeq and is a predicted model, not a curated record. NCBI's taxonomy places the organism in Eukaryota, Viridiplantae, Streptophyta, Magnoliopsida, Caryophyllales, Amaranthaceae. The coding region runs from base 1 to 981 and encodes 326 amino acids. The transcript has a single exon. Gene Ontology annotation, molecular function: nucleic acid binding; RNA-DNA hybrid ribonuclease activity.